Molecule: messenger RNA, 1656 nt
Organism: Lineus longissimus
Lineage: Eukaryota; Metazoa; Nemertea; Pilidiophora; Heteronemertea; Lineidae
Product: 3-hydroxyacyl-thioester dehydratase X-like
Exons: 5
Coding region: 1-1038 (345 amino acids)
Source: RefSeq, a predicted model, not a curated record
AUGGCUUCCAAAGAGUUGCAUGUUGUUGGAUUUCCAUCUUAUUUAGACAUAGUUUUCAUCAUAUUCAUCCUUUUAUUGGCAGCUUUUAUGUAUCUGUAUAGAACAAUAGCCCUCAUAGACACAUUUCUGUAUGACUUCGAUAAGAGACCACGGUUAUCAUCCUUGUAUUUUAAGGGGUUGUGUAGAGGUGUGUUGAUGAAACAAGGGAAACUGUAUGAUGGGGAUGCAGAUGCUCAUGCAGUGCAGAUCUAUGCAAGGAAAUGCAGGGUUGAUGUAGGACACCUUAGACUUUACAAGGCAGUAUGUGGUUAUCCUCAUACCUGCAAGAUACCAGUUUACUACAUGGAGUGUUUCUCUAUUCCUGUUGUCACAACACUCGUCACGUCUUCCAAGUUCAGGCUUAGUCCUUUAGGGUUAAUCCAUAUCAGAGAGGUGACGGAUCAGUAUGAAGACAUCUUGGUCGGAACGUACAACGUAUCUGCCAAGGUUUCAGAAUACCGGGAGACAGAACGUGGUGUUGAAGUGGACAUUAAGGUCGAGACGUUUAAUGAAGACGAAAUAUGUGUUGUGAAAAGCAUUGUUACUCUACUCUCAAGAUCAAAGGCAGCACAGAAGGGUGGAGGGAGGAAAACACAUCCUGAGACAGCUGAAGAAGGUGACUCGCCUGAAACCAUUGCAUUUGAAGUUCCUCCAGGUAUUGGUGUGAAGUAUGCUCGUGUGUCGGGAGAUUAUAACCCUCAUCAUCUCUACAAGUUGACUGCCAAAGUCUUUGGUUUUAAGUCGCCUAUAGCACCCGGCAUGUGGACUGUUGCACAUACCCUGGCGGAACUCCAUAAAAAUGGGUUUGUCCAGUUGGGUGCCCCACUCCAUGUGGAAGCCUUCUUCAAGAGGCCAUUAUUCAUUCCUGGUGACGUUCUUGUAAAGCAUACGAUGGACAGCAGUGAAGAUGGAUGCACUUUCCGCGUUGAAAACAAGGAUACGAAAGAACCACAUGUGAUUGGUUCUAUUUCAAAUACAGCUAAAAGUGUUGCCAGAUAGACUGCCUAAGUAAGAACAUGUACACAUACAGAGUGGUGUUUCUCUCUGAGGCUUGGUAUCCAUUGAUCGUUUUCUUGUGGACUUGUAGCACUGUGACCUUGUGACCUGGCAGAAGAAUGAGCUUGUUCAUUCUUUAUAUUCCCAGUGGCUGUCCCAAAGCAGUGGGUGUAGUUUUACUUAAACACCCUAUUUCAAUGCAGUCCAGUUACAUGCAGUGUACAUGUAAUCGCAGUUGCCAUGUUCAGAUAUUCUAAAUAUAUUGAGAUGUAUACAUAUAUAUUUGUAUGAGUGCACAGUCUAUUCUCUGUAAUCCAACUCUUGGGCGAUCUUGAUAUUCGUUUAAAAAAGACGCUGCCAUUUAAAAUGAGAAUUUGAAUGAAUCACUCAAGAUUGGAAUUUGACGCUGUCCGUUUUUGUAGUCUUCCCUAAAUGUACAAUGUACGGAGCCAAGUAAGUAGUGCAAUUUAUGUUUUUCUUAACGCAUUUGAAUAUUUUCGGGGCAGUUUCUGUUGCUCCUGAUGUGCCAAUGCUAUGCACUCAUUGUUAAUGCAAAUUGUUGAUGCAAAUUUUGUAUUGUUGUGGAAGAAAUAAACUCGCAGCCUUUGAAUUUUAUCCAAA